CACACUUCCAACCGGCAGCUAAAAAGUUUAUAAUAUUUUCCGCCUAUGGCCCGACUUCGUUCAAACCACUGGACUUCGGUAUAAAAGCGGCUCCAAAUGGUGAAUAUAUCCACCAUAAACUGGGUCUUCGUCUGCGGCCUGUCCUUCUGCCUGGGCGGGAUUGCGGUGCUCAGUCUCAUGCCAUUGGGAUCAGACUGCGUGUGCCCGCUCUCCAAUCCGCUGGCCAAGUUUGCCGGUGAAGGAGGAGUAACCGUGAUAAAGAAAGAGGCAGCGGAUGAGAAGCAGCCACAGCCACAUGACCACGGCGCGUCCGCACACAAGAUGGCACUGCUGGUGCCGUUCCGGGACCGAUUUGAGGAACUCCUUCAGUUCGUGCCGCACAUGACCGCCUUUUUGAAGCGGCAGGGCGUGGCGCACCACAUCUUUGUGCUGAACCAAGUGGACAGGUUCCGCUUCAAUCGCGCCUCUCUCAUCAACGUGGGUUUCCAGUUUGCUAGCGAUGUGUACGAUUACAUUGCCAUGCACGACGUGGACUUGCUGCCCUUGAAUGACAAUCUGCACUAUGAGUAUCCCAGUAGUUUGGGACCACUGCACAUCGCCGGACCGAAGCUGCAUCCCAAAUACCACUAUGAUAACUUCGUCGGAGGAAUCUUGCUGGUGCGACGCGAGCACUUUAAACAGAUGAACGGCAUGUCGAAUCAGUACUGGGGCUGGGGAUUGGAGGACGACGAGUUCUUCGUGCGAAUCAGAGAUGCAGGAUUGCAGGUGACGCGGCCGCAGAACAUUAAGACUGGCACUAAUGAUACAUUCAGCCAUAUUCACAACCGCCAUCAUCGUAAGCGGGACACCCAGAAGUGCUUCAACCAGAAGGAGAUGACCCGCAAGCGGGACCACAAGACGGGCCUGGACAACGUGAAGUACAAAAUACUCAAGGUGCAUGAGAUGCUCAUUGACCAGGUGGCGGUGACCAUCCUCAACAUUUUGCUCGAUUGUGAUGUAAAUAAAACGCCUUGGUGCGACUGCUCCGGAACGGCAGCGGCUGCAUCGGCGGUACAAACCUGAUGGGUUGUGUUAAACCAAA
Molecule: messenger RNA, 1081 nt
Organism: Drosophila sechellia
Lineage: Eukaryota; Metazoa; Arthropoda; Insecta; Diptera; Drosophilidae
Gene: beta4GalT7
Product: beta-1,4-galactosyltransferase 7
Exons: 3
Coding region: 97-1062 (321 amino acids)
Biological process (GO): proteoglycan biosynthetic process; carbohydrate metabolic process
Cellular component (GO): Golgi apparatus
Molecular function (GO): xylosylprotein 4-beta-galactosyltransferase activity
Source: RefSeq, a predicted model, not a curated record